AUUCUGUGAUCUUUGCCAGGUGUCUCUGCUCAUCUUGUCUCUACACCUGCUUCUGUCUGGAUGCACUUGCUCGGUGUUCCGUCUGUAUUUUAUUUCUGGUGAUGUGUUAGACCCAGUCUCUCUGCUCGGAGUGUUACUUUGAUUUUUACUCUUGUCUUCUUUCGUGUAUCUUGUGUAAUUAGAGCCCACAGAGCUCAGUGUCUUGGAUGAUUACCUUUGACUGAUUCAAUUAAUAGAAACCUAUUUUUAGCAGGAAAUUGUCAGGCUGAUGCAAAUAAUUUCUCACACCAAACCUAACAAGUCUGGUUCAAUCAAAGCAAACAAAUCACAGCAUGUCUGUGCAAUUGUCAUUUUUCAGUCAAAAGACUACCUUUGUCAUCUUGUUUGUUCGAUGUGGUUUCCAGCUAUCCAACAGUUUUUACACUUUUCUAAGCCAUGAGUCAAUAGUACUUUAGUCUAAGUUAAAACUAAAAAGCUAUUUUUUGAGACUUUUUAGAAGGCAAAGCUCAAAUGUGCAGAUUUCUGUUCUUCCAAAAUGUGUUUUUAGCUUGCAGCAAAUUUCCUGAGACAUAUUUUUUGAGAUUCACUGAAAGACAGUCUUAUCCAAAUUGUGUCCAGCUCACUAAAAUAGUUUUCAAUGAUUUUUCAACAUUUUUACCAUUUAUGGAAUAGCCAUGCUUGAUCUAUUGUUCCUUCUUUUAGAGGAAAACAUAAUAAUAAAAGAGGGAAGUGCUGUUGUUGUUUAAGCAGAAUUUAAAGGGCAAAAAGUGACAAUGACUGAGGAGGAAACCAUUCCAAUAAAUCUAUUUUGACUGUCAUAGUUCUUAGCAAAUCCUUUUUGCUGUUGAAAUCCAUUACUUUUGGCAUGUCUAAAUCAUUUUAAAUGAGUGACUGAUGUGAAGAAUCUUCCAGGAUAUUUUAGGACCUCAGAAACUCAGAACAUCUGAGCUGUGUGGUGAUUAAAAGUGGCUACAGUCUCACUCAUGUCGGAUUGGUUUCAUACUUUGGAGUGGGCUUUCACUUCUCACAAUCUGACUUGAUCUGAGGAGCGCAGAGGGAGUGGAAAGAGAAAGGGAUUAGGAAUUAAAGAAUUUAGAGAUUGGGUUGUUUAAACAGUCACUCCUGAUCCGUGCAGCACACACCAUCUGUAGGUACGUCAGACUUGCUUGUACAAUUACUCAGACAUGAGGAAAGGAUUUUGAAACUUCUGUUUGUCUACAGAUUUGCAUGACAUGAAAACCAAAUACAGCUACUAAAGACACUGAUAAAGACAUUCCAAAUGUGGCUGACAGUGUUUUCUGCACACCCUGCAGGAGAGUCCGCACAAAAACAUUGCUUUGCAUUUGAAUUUGAAAUACAGUAACACAUUUGAUCAGUUACAUUUGAUGUGGAAUCGAGGAAAAGGAACUAGGGGAAGAGAAUAUUGACGGACAGCAUGGUACUGUGGUGUACUGUAGUACAAUAAUGGCUUAGUAGGGCAAGACUCAGAGGAACGUAUCACUUUAAUCGGAGCCCUGUGAAAACCAGGUCAAUCUGCAAUUAACCCAACCAGGGCUUACGGUCAUUGCCUAAUUCAAACUACCAUGAUAAACAGUUACAUUAUAAUAUUAGUUUAGCAUAUUUCUGGGAGAUAGAACACAAAUGUGCAAAACCUUCAUCGUUUGGAGAGUUUUAUAUGUAGUGACCUAUCAUAGGUUUAUUAAUAUAUUCAAGACCAGACAAUCCUAUGUUGCUAGUAACCUAGUUCCUAACAAAACAGGUUUAGUAGCACACUUAAAGUAACAGCUUAAAUUAGCCUGAGGUUUUUGUCCACAGCUCAUAGGCAAUUUUUCCUCACUACUUGUGGGCAGGGUUCCUAAUGAGAACAGUUUCUUGUCAUGUUACAGUACAGCCUCUUUUAUACCAAACAGGUUGAAUUUCAGUAGACCUCCUUGAAUUUGAGAUGUCAGCAAAAUUUACACCAACCCUAAAUUAACUGGAAUGAAAAUUGCAGAACUUACCUUAGAAAAAAUAACAAACUAAGCAUCUGCAUCCAUGUAAUACACUCAUGGAGCUGGUCAAAGCUUUAAUGAGCUCUAUAAACAAGCACCGAGAUGCAGCUGACAAGUCUCGAGGAGUGAGGAAGUCUUGCGCAUUUAAUUUGUCUCUUGUCAUAAUAACGAUCCUAUUAGCUCUUAUAAUGGAAGGUCUCAGCACUGACACCUGCACCGUGCAGGGUUGGCUCCCUGGAGAUGCCCACACCUCCUCAUUUCUGCAAAAAUCUGUUUCUGCAAAAAUUAGAUGUCUAGUUUGUUCUUUACUUUGUUGUUGUUUGCACCUUCUGCAGUUUGCAUGUUGUUCUAGAUCCCUUUUGAAUCAUAAUUUUCUCCCUUUUACCCCCUUGAUCUCUCGUUUUCUCAGCUGAUGAUCUUCUAAUGUUUGAGUACCAUUUGUACUCAUUUUGUGCUUGAGGAUUCUAGUGUAAUGGGACUCCUUACAGGUCCUCUGUAAACAGGACAUUGUUGCAGCAGUUGUCUAUGAGACAGUUAAACUCCACCUCUGGCUACCUAUGAGCUUAAGGCAAGAUGAUAAAGACAGAGGUGGGUGAUCACUGGUUUGGACUUCUUCCUGCACUGCUACAGAGAGAAAGAUAAAGUGACAAAGAAGGAUCAACAGAAGGCAGGACACCUCUCGUUUCAGUUAGAGGAUCACUGCUCUCAAUUUUGAGCAAUAACAGCUGCAUUUGCAUGCAACCUGGGACAUACACUUGCUGGUAACCCUGUCUGUGUAGAGGACACACACUGGGAGAGCCUGUGGAUCUUGUCCUCAGCUUGGUCUGAUCCGACACUUUGUCAGCCAUGGUUGCAUUUAGCAGGGAUGCAGCUUUACAUCACCUGUCACAGUAGGACGCUGUUAUCUUUCUACCAUUUGAGAAAGCAGUUCUGAAGCGCUUAAUCCAAACUUCUUUGAAGCUGCAGGACUCUGGUUAAAGGAAAGUUAAAAAUGGCUAAAAAUCUUCACAACUACUACUUUGCACCAAAGGUGACAAAGACACACUGGAAGAAACCCCACAAUGUAAGUCACUUUAAUUUAGGAACAUGCAUGGUAGAAAAAUCACUAGAUGGCAAACUACAGAGGGAAUUUGACUGCAUUGUCUUAGACAGUUUUACUCCAAAUUUAUAUUAGCUGCAAAACAAAACCUGACAGUUUAUGUUAAUUGUUUGUUGAACCAAUGACCAAAAGAAAUAUGUAUGUCUGUGCAAUAACAUUUGUAGUGCUUUAUCAGGAGCAGAUGAUGUUUAACAAGAUUUAUGUAGACAUGCAGUUUCAUGAUUAAUGUAGUUUUUAAGUCCAAGAUAAUAUGUAGCUCAAUACUACAGCUUCUAAUCUCUGGUUAAAGCCAGUGUUAUUUACCUUUUGAGUUUGUGGCAGACUGUUGUUUGCACAUGGUGGAGGACUUUACUCACACUAAAAGCUAAGACUCAAUUGCUCUGUACACAAAGUGUUUGACUAUGUUGGGCUUUACAAGCUGAACCUUUCAGCCUUUUUUUUAAUCUACGUCAGACCGAUAUGUCCAUGGACUGUUGUUAUUCAGUAUUUUUUUGCGGCAUUCAGUCAUCUUGCUGAGCUGAUGCAUGGGAGUUUUUCAUGUGAAAGUUUUAAGGACAAUACCCCAACAGGUGUGACUGUUCUAAAGAACUGGGUGGGUGCUUUACAUGGAAAAGCCAGUCGGUCACACAUGACUGUUGAAUAGUGUGACAGACCACAAAGGAGAGGCCAGAUCAUGUUCUGCUUGAAGACCACAGAUUUAUUUGAAAUGAUUGAAAAGAUGCAGGGCAACAGGAUGGAUGAGCAGAGAUGCACCUUUCCACCACCGCUCAAGACAGAGGAGGACUACAUUCCAUACCCAAGUGUCCACGAGGUGCUGGGGAGAAAAAGCCCUUUUCCUCUCAUCCUCCUGCCACAGUUUGGAGGUUACUGGAUCGAGGGGACCAACCAUGAGCUGAGUGACACAGUGGACACAGAGCAGCUGCAGCCUCUGUCUCCAAACACCCGCACCAAGCUGCAAUGUAACACAACGGCUACACUCUUCCGGAAACACUUCCUGGGCAAGGAACACUUUAAUUACUAUUCAGUGGACAGUGCCCUAGGACAUCUGGUGUUCUCCUUAAAAUACGAUGUGAUUGGUGACCAGGAACAUCUCCGUCUAAUGCUCAGGACAAAGCUGAAAACCUACCAUGAUGUGAUCCCCAUAUCGUGUCUCACAGAGUUUCCCAAUGUGGUCCAAAUGGCCAAGCUUGUCUGUGAAGAGGUCAACGUGGACCGCUUUUUUCCUGUCCUUUACCCAAAAGCUUCAAGACUUAUUGUCACUUUCGAUGAACACGUGAUAAGCAACAAUUUUAAGUUUGGGGUCGUCUAUCAAAAGUUUGGACAGACUUCAGAGGAAGAGCUGUUUGGCAACAGUGAAGAGAGUCCUGCCUUUGUAGAAUUCCUGGAGUUUCUCGGAGAGAAAAUUGAACUGCACAACUUUAAAGGUUUCCGCGGAGGGUUGGACGUGACUCAUGGGCAGACUGGCACAGAAUCUGUCUACUGCAACCACCGCAACAAAGAGGUCAUGUUCCAUGUGUCCACAAAGCUGCCUUACACAGAAGGGGACACCCAGCAGUUGCAGAGAAAAAGGCACAUAGGAAAUGACAUUGUAGCUAUCGUAUUCCAAGAAGAAAAUACUCCCUUUGUACCAGAUAUGAUCGCCUCCAACUUUCUCCACGCUUACGUUGUGGUCCAAGUGGUCAACCCCUGCACUGACAAUGUUCUCUACAAGGUGUCAGUGACAGCACGGGAUGAUGUACCUUUCUUUGGACCAGCGCUCCCAAACCCUGCUGUCUUUAACAAAGGCCCUGAAUUCCAUGAAUUCCUUUUUACGAAGCUAAUCAAUGCAGAAUAUGCCUGCUACAAAGCUGAGAAAUUUGCCAAAUUGGAAGAGCGAACAAGGUCGGCCUUGUUAGAGACCCUUUACGAGGAGCUCCAUGUGAACAGCCAGGCCAUAAUGGGAGUUGGAGGAGAGGAUGACAAACUGGAAAACGGGAGUGCAGGAGGAGGGGGCUUCUUUGAGUCUUUUAAGCGAGUGGUCCGCAGCAGGAGCCAGUCUAUGGAUGCCAUGGGUCUUACUUUCAAGAAGCCACACACAGUCUCCACUAGCCUGAGCAGCACCUUUAACCACAACCCCGCAGACAGCCCCAAAUUCCCAGGGAUAUCAUUGCUUGUCCCAGGCAAAAGUCCCAGUAAAUAUGGACGCCGAGGCAGUGCCAUAGGGAUAGGAACAGUAGAAGAGUCUUUGAUAAUCCCUGGGAAAAGCCCAACCAGGAAAAAGUCUGGUCCUUUCAGCUCCAGGCGAAGCAGUGCCAUCGGUAUUGAAAACAUUCAAGAAGUCCAGGAGAAGAGCAGUAGAGAUAACUCUCCAAACACUCAGAAGACUCCUGACAGUGGCCAUGUUUCUCAAGACCCCAAGUCUGACAACUCAUCCAAUCAGAGCUCUCCAGAGGUGCUCACAACCACCAAGAACAGUUCUUAUCUCGCUGGCAGGACGCCAUCCAUCCCUGAGGGUCACGACCUCUCCCGCUCCUCCUCCAACGCCAGCAGCUUCGCCAGUGUGGUUGAGGAGAAUGAGACGGAAGCCACGGAGGACUACGACACUGGCAUGGAGAGUCUGUCAUCUGCUGGGACGCCACAUAAGCGAGACUCGCUCACCUACAGCACCUGGCUGGAAGACAGCAUCAGUAGCACCAGUAAUACCAGUCGUGGAAGCUCCCCAGGGCCGGGCAAACCUGAUCGGGGGAAGGUGACAGACAUUCGUAUCAAACUGGAACGAUCACAUGAUCAGCCCUCAUCAAACUGUUAGCUCCACCUACCUGGUUGUAUCCUGGAUCUCCAUCUUCAGCAUUCCCAUUAGUCACAAUCCUUCUGGGAGAUGAGACAAGUGCAGACACUCACCGUGACCAGUGAUGAGAAGGAAAAUGAUGAGGAAGAUAAGAAAGAAGCGUGAAAGCAGAUGGAGUCUGGCCAGUCUGCUGCUCAGUGAGGCCAGAGUGCAGCAUAUCCAGAAACCUGAGGGACACUGGAGAGGAUGACGCACAGAGAGCAGCCAGCUUUUGCACAGUGUUGUUUCCUUUCACAUCUUUUCUUUGCCUCUUCACACAUCUGUUGCCUGUUUGUAUGUUUUUCUACCUGACCCUUGUUUCAAAGUCCACGUUUUAUCAAAAAGAUGUGAUUGUUUUGUUUGUAAGAGAUAUCACUAUGACUCAGUUUGUCUUGUUGAAGCCUUGGUGUGCUGGCUAUACGAGGUGAAGCAAGGUAAUGACAGUGCCAUUGUGCUCUCUGUUGAGACUGUGAGGAGGAUUGUUGCUGCAACAUAGAGAACGAGUUAACGAAGGCAUUGGCUGAAAAAGAUCUUUAAUGUAUACAUAAUACCAAAUAUUUAGCAUCAAAGAUGAGUGUUUUCUAACAAAAUAUCCAAUGUGACAAUGAGUUGCUCUGCUGGAUGCUGUUUACUGUGAUUAUUUUCUUGGUAAAAUCCAAAUAAAAGGACAGUAUAGCUGCAGCAAAACAACUGUACUCUUUUCUCUACUUCCCAUAUUUCCACAAAAUUAGCUCUUAAACUUAACACCACAGGUCACAGUAAAGAUAGCAAUGUAUCGUAACUAAACUGAAAUGGCCUUAACGUUAAAUAAACGAUUUCCUUCUUCUUAAAAUGUAUUUUACCUCAUUUCUUUCAUUCAUGUGUUCUACAGCCAAGUGUGGGACAGCAGUAUUAGACUAAGUGUAAAACUAAUAUAUUUAGAAUCAUUUUAAGGACACUGUUUUGUUUUUAAAAAUGGUGGCAUAUUUCAGUUGUACCUCAGCACUGUCUGUAUAGUCUGCUAACGUAUUAAUAUAUCCAUCACUGAGUGAUUUAACCGCUUUGUCCGUCUUGAAUGUUGGUGCAAACACCAGUCUCAACAUUAUGUUCUCAGAUACUUUUUUCUUUUUAAAAUAUGUUUUUUAUUUAUUGAUUUGGUUCCUGCUCAAGGGGCAUUUAGGGCCCUCAUGUUCUACUGUACCUCUAUGGUGACUCCAUUCAGCAUCUUGUCAUAUGCUUAUAUUGUAUGUGUUGCUUUGACGUGAAUUCUAAUGUUGUCAUCUGUAAAGCUCUGUCGAUUUCAGGGGUCUUUCAGUGCAGUAAAUUUGCAAUGCAAUUAUAAUAAAAUAAUGAAUAUUUAUUUGCUUUUUAAAGUAAGAAAAUAACUCCAAAUACAACUACUGAUUUUGUACAUAGAUAUUUAGUUGGAGUACAUAAUGUAUAAUGUAUAGUCCAUUAACUCAGAAGAGAAUUGAAAUUACUGCCAAGUUCACAAUUUUACUGUUGUUUUAUUUCCCGUACCUUUGAUUUUCGAUAUUAUUUUGAGAGAGUUUUGUAGAACGCAAUUAUUUUCAAAGCUAUUCAGACUGUUCUGUAAAAGGGAAAAGCUCACAGUACAUCCUGCUGAUCAUUUCAGUUGCCUUAUAUCACAAACUGAUGGUGUAAGUAUAGCUAGAGAAUCAAAUAGUUAAUAGCCAGCAGGAUUGACAAUGAAAUGAAUGUUUUGUUCUUGCUGUUUUUAUUGUAAAUAAAUGCCCUGAAAACUU
Amphiprion ocellaris (clown anemonefish) is the source of this 7641-nucleotide messenger RNA. Its product is annotated as rap1 GTPase-activating protein 1-like. Gene Ontology annotation, cellular component: cytoplasm. Gene Ontology annotation, molecular function: GTPase activator activity. NCBI's taxonomy places the organism in Eukaryota, Metazoa, Chordata, Actinopteri, Pomacentridae. The transcript is spliced from 24 exons. Gene Ontology annotation, biological process: activation of GTPase activity; regulation of small GTPase mediated signal transduction. The coding region runs from base 3764 to 5878 and encodes 704 amino acids. The record is from RefSeq and is a predicted model, not a curated record.